Molecule: messenger RNA, 258 nt
Organism: Plasmopara halstedii
Lineage: Eukaryota; Oomycota; Peronosporomycetes; Peronosporales; Peronosporaceae
Exons: 3
Coding region: 1-258 (85 amino acids)
Source: RefSeq, a predicted model, not a curated record
AUGUCGCAUCGGCAAGGCGUUGCGCAAGGCGGGCUCUUGAAACAUGGAGGUUUGAACUCGGAUAAUGCUUUAUCAAAGCUGUUAGUACCUCACGUUGAGAAAGUCAGAGAAAAACACUUGAAUUUGCAUGAUAGCCUUUGGCAAGCGUAUAUAUCGCAGCAUCCUUUACGAAGCCUGAAACUAGCUAUACCACGUCGUCUCUAUUUCAAGUAUGGACCCAAUCUGUACUUGUACCAACAGGCCUAUGAAGAUGUGUAG